This is a messenger RNA of Amphimedon queenslandica, 806 nucleotides long. Its product is annotated as halilectin 3, alpha chain-like. Gene Ontology annotation, cellular component: lysosome; extracellular region. Gene Ontology annotation, molecular function: calcium ion binding. Bases 83 to 676 code for a protein of 197 amino acids. The transcript has 4 exons. Lineage: Eukaryota; Metazoa; Porifera; Demospongiae; Haplosclerida; Niphatidae. Gene Ontology annotation, biological process: cell-matrix adhesion. The record is from RefSeq and is a predicted model, not a curated record.
CUGAGGCGGCACUAGUUUAAUCUCAGUCGUCGGUCCAGCCUAUAUACAGUCUACACAGAAGUCCUCAUAUUAUUUUACAAAGAUGAUUCUUGCUUUAGUAGUUGUUGCAGCUCUCUUCAUUAACACUGGCACUGCUCAGCCAGAUGAGCCAAGAUGCAGGGAAACCCCAGAGACCUGGUCUGGGUAUCUUUACAUUAUUAGUGUUCGUUCAACUGAAGCUCGCUUCACAAUAUCCUUGGGCAGCUAUAGUAGGACUGCACAAAAGAUAAAAAUCACUGAUGUGAAAUCAAUGACCAAUGAACCAUUGAGAACAGUACUGGAGGAUUAUGAGAAGAGGAUUCGCUACACAUCUGUUAGUGGUAGCUGCAGGAAUGAAACACUGGAAGGAGAGUUCCCAUCAUAUGGUGUACCAGAAGAUGCUCACUUUGAUGGGCCAGUAGAAACACUUGGUGCAAAAAUAGCUGGACUGGGAGUCACAGUUGCUCACUACACUAUUGCAGAGCGUGGCUUUUCCUACUACACCUAUCAUCCACUGGGAGAUGAGGGUACCCAGUGUAUCCCAAUCACAAACUCUAUUGCUACUCUUGAACCUCUUGGGGAAGACAUCAUACAGUAUGCUAAUGUCACUACUGUCCUACCUACUGAUGCUUUUAGCUUGCCUCCUGGAUGUGGAUAAACAUAUGAUGAACAUCAAAACUGAGCUGUGUUAAACUAAUUAUAUAGUAUAGAUUUUGUUUUCUGUCCUUGAGUGGUUUUUAUAGGCUUUGAUAAAACAAAGUUAUUAAUAAGAUGAUUAAUUAUUCAUA